Messenger RNA from Plectropomus leopardus (leopard coralgrouper), 1319 nucleotides. RefSeq names its product P2Y purinoceptor 4-like. Gene Ontology annotation, cellular component: plasma membrane. The record is from RefSeq and is a predicted model, not a curated record. Lineage: Eukaryota; Metazoa; Chordata; Actinopteri; Perciformes; Serranidae. Gene Ontology annotation, biological process: G protein-coupled receptor signaling pathway. Gene Ontology annotation, molecular function: G protein-coupled receptor activity.
CUGGGCUCCACAUACUGAGAACAACUUCUACACUGGUGUCAGAAAAAGAUCUCUGAGGAGAUGGAAGUUUCUUCGCAGCUUGGGAACAGCAGCAAUGACUCUGGAUUUUGUCUGGGGGAGACUCAGCACUUGUCCAUCACUGUCCACCUGUGCCUUGUCUUCUUCCUGGGCUUCCUCCUCAAUACCUUCAGCCUGUGGGUCUUCUGCUGCCGGCUUGCCAGUUGGACCUCUGGAACCACACUGCAGUUCCACCUGGCCCUCAGCGACGCCAUAGCCACCCCAGUCACUCCCAUGAUGGCGGUGUACUUUGCCAUGGGCAAUGACUGGCCCUUUGGUCGGUUCCUGUGCCAAGUUAAGAUCGCUCUGCUCAGCUCGCACUUCUAUGGCAGCACCAUCUUCCUCACUCUCAUCAGCAUCCACCGGUAUACAGCCGUGGUGCACUUCAACAAAAGCUCCUGCAUGAAACGGAAGGAGUUUAUCAGGAAGCUGUGUGCAGGAGUUUGGUCUGUGCUCCUGAUCCAGGCUCUGAUCUACGCUUUUAUGCUUCCUCCAAGCAAAGAGGGCAGCAACAGUCAAUGCCUCUCCAUCCAUCAGAGGAACCUGACCGAUGUCUACUUUGUCAUUAACUUCAUCUUGUUCAUCCUCGGGUUUCUAUUUCCUUUCCUUGUGUCCGCUAUUUGCUACGGCCGUCUGGCGAACACCCUAACUCACCUCAACAUCAGCACGGCUAAAGGUCUGAAAGUCAAGGUGAAAUCUCAGAGGAUGAUCGGCAUGUGCCUGGUGAUUUUCGGACUGUGCUUCCUGCCCAUGAACAUAAUACGAACUGUGGCAGUGGUACUAAAAAAAUACUACCCGCAUGAAUGCCAUGUUCUUCAGCAGAUCGAAACAGCAUAUUACACAUCCUGGAUUUUAGCAGGAGUAAACAGCUGCCUGGAUCCCCUGCUGUACUGUUUUGGUUCGCAAAAUUUUCGAGAUGCAUUCCAGUCUCUUAGGAUUGGAAAGGGAAACAGUCCAAACAGAAGUGAUUCAGAAAUUACUGCAAAUCCGUAGCAUGGAGUCUGACUAAUAUUUGAAGCCCAUAAUUCUUUGUUGGUGGAAAGACCAUGUUCUGAUGAAGUGACAGUGAACUCUUCAUGAAAGACUAUACCAACUAAUUCCUGAGCUGUUAACAUUACAGGCCACAGGACUUUGAUUUCCCUGCAGGUUUUAGAGACUAAUACCCUCAAUUUGAUGAGCUCAUAGUCAUGGCGCAUAGUCCUUUAAGGUCUCACAGAGAAAAAUUAUAUUUUUAACAAAGUUGUUUUUUUUUUUUUUUUUUA